Messenger RNA from Symbiodinium sp. CCMP2592, 384 nucleotides. Lineage: Eukaryota; Dinophyceae; Suessiales; Symbiodiniaceae. The record is from the annotation of a GenBank genome assembly.
AUGGGUGCCGAUCCUCACGGAUUCCGGACCUUCGCCGAGAAGCACGAGAUGGUCCUGCAGGCACGGAGCCCACUGGGGAAUGGCGGCCAUGGCUCGACUGAAAUCCUUUCAGGCAACCUUACCACAUCCAUCGGCAAGAAGUGCCGGAAGUCUCCUGCACAGGUGGCACUCAAGUGGAUCGCCUCCCACAACGUCUCCAUUGCGACGAAGUCGUCAAACAAGGAGCACUUGAAGGCCAACACGGAGAUCUUUGAUUUCCAGCUUAGCGAUGAGGACCUUGCCAGCCUCGAUGCUGCUGACUUCGCCAAGGAGGACAUGCCCUCGAUGCUUUGCAACGACCCCACCCCCUCGGAGGAAACAGAGAUUCUGCGAGUGGUGGUCUGA